AUGGCUUCGUCUGCGCCACAGGGAUCUGUUGAUCCUCUCACCGGUAAAGAUCCGGCGAAGGCGUUAACUGCUGUAGCGUCUAGAUUCUUCGAUAAUGUGAAGAAAAACAAGCAAAGCUUCUUUCAGUUGUUCGCCAUGACUGGGAUUUUGCUUUUUAGCUUCCGAUCCUUAAGUCAGAAGUACCGAAUUCACGAUCUGGAGGAAGACACGGAUGUUCUCAAGAAGGAGAGAGAUAGUUUGACGGAUCGUAUGAGUAAAAUCAAGAGCGAUCUUCUUCAUCAAGCGUCGAUUGACUCUACCGGCGUCUUUGCUUCUCGACUCCGACUACUCUUCGGUGACGAUAAAAAGUGA
Arabis nemorensis is the source of this 351-nucleotide messenger RNA. Lineage: Eukaryota; Viridiplantae; Streptophyta; Magnoliopsida; Brassicales; Brassicaceae. The record is from the annotation of a GenBank genome assembly.